Xenopus laevis (African clawed frog) is the source of this 1702-nucleotide messenger RNA. RefSeq lists its product as uncharacterized. The transcript is spliced from 3 exons. Bases 201 to 1388 code for a protein of 395 amino acids. The record is from RefSeq and is a predicted model, not a curated record. NCBI's taxonomy places the organism in Eukaryota, Metazoa, Chordata, Amphibia, Anura, Pipidae.
ACCCACUUCACCCUCACAGCCCACCUUCCCACUUCAUUUCCGCUAAAGGCUCCGCCCCCACCCCCAGUGCGAGUAGCCGUAUCCCGUAGCAACUGCCGCGCUGUGUUUGGGGUAAUGCGAGUGCAAUGAAUGCGCGCAGCCAGUGCUUGGAGUCGGAAGCUACUGCAGCACUUCGGCCGACUUCAUGAAUAACGCUGCUAAUGGCAACCCAAGUUACAGCAUUACACGCUGAAAAAUUAAAGAGGUCACUUCAAAAACACUGCUAUUAUAAUAAUGAGAAACCACAGAGAGCAUUAAUUGAAGCACUUGCUGAAACCAGUGAAAAACGUCUAGAAGAUGAUCAGAAAUCCAUAGAAUGGCUGGUUGGAGAUGGAUGGGAAGAAGCCGUAUGUGGCUGGCGUACACUCUCUCCAGCUGCUGGUCUGCUUCCUCGGAAGAAAACAAGGAAGCACAAAUCGCUGGAUAACGUUAGCUGUCUCAUUUGCUUAGAUAUAUAUCAAGUCACAGAAACAGAAAGUAAAAAUGGGACUCCAGAUAGGAAAACCUCGGCAGCAUCGCUUCCAGAGAAAUCAGGAUCCAAUAACUUGCUUACAUAUUAUGCUCAACAGCCCUCGGAGGAAGACAUAGCUUUCAGCAAAACAGAUCACUGCCUUUCAGCUCCGAUGGUUUCCAAAACAGAAACGGAUUGUGAUAGAGUAUCCAGAGUAUCCAGCGCUGAAGUAUCCACUGGAGAACAAGCUCCAAGUAAACAAAGCAAUUCUGAAAGCUGCACAUCUUUAAUGGUGAUGAAGGAAAUAAAUGUUUCAGUGUGUGCAAACUGCUGCAAUACCAAAGACUUGUCUUUAAGUUCCCCUGUUGUGCUGCCUCCUCUGAAAGCACCAGCUGGAACUGGGCAGAUGGAUCCAAUGCUAAGAAACAAAAAUAUCCCAGUUCAGCAAUUUGAAAGGCUGCCUUCAAAGACCUUACUAGGAAGCUCUGUAUAUAAUCAAGUUAUUGGCAGUGUAGAACUAAAAGGAGAGAGACUUGUUGAACCGAUCUGUGAACUUCAGAGAGAACAGGUUAAAGUACCGCACGCAUUGUCUUUUCUAACGUCUUGCAUCCCAAAAACACCUCUAAGAGAUGCAGACCACCUUUACUGGCAAUGUGCUUUUCUAGCAAAUAAAUCAGUCACGACUACCCCCGCUAUAUUAAAACAAAACAGUAACCUUCCCCAUAUGGGUUUUUUGCACACAAGAGCAACACUAAACAAGCGAAGUAUCAGACAUGGUAAUGAGGUGAAGUCAAAAAGUAGUCCAAAGUCAGGGACCACCACUUUUCUUGACAGCCCUGUUCUACCUUCGAUAACUGUAACUAGGGUAGCAAUACCAGUAGCUAACAGACCUCUGUAAAUAGCUGAAUGUACUGUGUUUCCUGGAAUCUUGUACAGAUGUUCUACACUUCUCCGCUCUUCAUCUACCAAACAUAGUUGUGUAUUUUAUAAUCUUUGUAAAUAACUACCUCUAUUAAUUGUAUAGUCUGUCUGUGCCAAUAAAAAUAGCUAUUGUCAAAAUGGUACCAUGGAUAAUGUUACCUUAUACUAAACUAGGGAUGCACCGAAUCCACUAUUUUGGAUUCGGCCGAACCCCCGAAUCCUUCGUGAAAGAUUUGGCCGAAUACCGAACCGCAUCCUAAUUUGCAUAUGCAAAUUAGGGGUGGGAAGGGA